AUGUCUUCCUCCGCUGCGACCGAGACCGAGCAAGUCGAGGCCACUGCGGCGAUACAGUUGCAGCAGCAGCCAGAUUCGUCCUCUCUCGAUCCCAGUCCCGUCCACGAACUUCCUCCUCGCCCCGUUCCUUCGUCAGAUCCGCGACUCUCCAUCGACCAGGACAGAGGCCCUGCGAACUCGCCGCCCACCGAUAACAACGAUGAGCACGACUUAUUCAAACUCAAGCCGGCCGAGGCACUGCAGCUCCUCAGCGCCAGCGUCGAGCUGUUGGUUCGCAUCACCGGCGAUGUGCCUCCAACACCGCCGCCCAAGACGCCUACCGACCCUCAGAUGAGCAACAUGCAGGUCGAGAAGGAGAACAUUGCGCGGUCGCACUCGGAGAAGAGCCUGGCACGACUACGCGCCCAGGCCCUGCGAGAGGAGCAGGAAGAGAAGCUUAGAAAGCAGCGACACCAGCAGCAGGAGAUUCAAGAGAAGCUGCAGAAACAGAAACACAGCCAAAAGAGUGGCUCGUCGUCGUCGAUCGACGGCGUGCGAUUGAAACACAACUCCUUGCGACACGCGAACCCUUCGUCGUCCGCCCCAAACCUGCAUCCCCCGGAACCCUACAUCGUCGUUGGCGCCGACUCGCAGCCGCUUAACCUGCAGCACGGCGCCAUUACCCGCAAAUUUUACAGCAAAAACGAACCUCCCAUCUCGGUAAACCAGUAUCUGCUGCGGCUUCACCAGUUUUGUCCCAUGAGCACGGCCGUCUAUCUCGCCACUUCGCUGUACAUCCACCGCCUCGCCGUUGAGGAGCGCGCGAUCCCCGUAACGAGACGAAACGCACAUAGACUGGUCCUCGCUGGUCUGCGGGUGGCCAUGAAGGCACUCGAGGAUCUAUCCUACCCGCAUACAAAGAUUGCCAAGGUCGGCGGCGUGAGCGAGGUCGAGCUGGCGAGACUGGAGAUUAGCUUCUGCUUCCUGGCUGGAUUUGAGCUGGUCGUAGGAGAAGAGAUAUUGAAGAAGCAUUGGCAGGUGUUAAGAGAAGGCAAAGUAGGGCGGAUGGUGGACGGCGUGGAGGUUCCGCUGCUGAAGCUGGACAAGAAGCGAAAGACGUCGCGGGAGGUCCAUCAGCUGAUGCAGUGA
Molecule: messenger RNA, 1128 nt
Organism: Trichoderma breve
Lineage: Eukaryota; Fungi; Ascomycota; Sordariomycetes; Hypocreales; Hypocreaceae
Product: cyclin domain-containing protein
Exons: 2
Coding region: 1-1128 (375 amino acids)
Biological process (GO): regulation of cyclin-dependent protein serine/threonine kinase activity
Cellular component (GO): nucleus; cyclin-dependent protein kinase holoenzyme complex
Molecular function (GO): cyclin-dependent protein serine/threonine kinase regulator activity; protein kinase binding
Source: RefSeq, a predicted model, not a curated record